This is a messenger RNA of Cutaneotrichosporon oleaginosum, 1848 nucleotides long. RefSeq lists its product as uncharacterized. Gene Ontology annotation, biological process: phosphate ion transmembrane transport. NCBI's taxonomy places the organism in Eukaryota, Fungi, Basidiomycota, Tremellomycetes, Trichosporonales, Trichosporonaceae. Gene Ontology annotation, cellular component: membrane. The record is from RefSeq and is a predicted model, not a curated record.
GAUCCAAGCAACACCAUCCCAUCUCGCCUCACCUCGCCUCCCGGGCACCCCUCAAGACACUCAAAAACCCCUCGCGGGCUCAUACUCACCUUCGCCAUGCCCAAGCUUCACCAGUACGACUACAUCUUCGCCAUUGGCCUCAUCUUCUGCGCCCUUGACGCCUACAACAUUGGCGCCAACGAUGUGGCCAACUCUUUUGCAACCUCGGUGUCGUCGCGCUCCCUUACGAUGAAGCAGGCGUGUUUCCUGGCCGCCAUCUGCGAGUUUCUCGGUGCCGUCCUCGUCGGCGCAAAGGUCUCGGGCACCAUCAAGAACGGUAUCAUUUCGCUCUCUUCUUUCCGUGACAACCCGGGUGUCCAGAUGCUUGGCUUUACCUGUGCUCUCGUCGCCUCGGCUACUUGGCUCAUGAUCGCCACCCGCAACUCCUGGCCUGUCUCCACCACCUACUCGAUUGUCUCCGCCCUCGCGGGUGUCGGUGUCGCUCUCGGUGGCCCCGGUGUUGUGCAGUGGGGCUGGAACGGUGGCAAGGGCCUGGGCACAAUCUUCGCCGGUUUCGCCAUCGCUCCUUCCAUCGCGGCCGGCUUCGGUGGUGUCGUUUACUUGAUCACCAAGUACGCUGUCCUUAAGCGCAAGAACCAGAUCCGCAACGCUCUUUACAUCUCGCCCGUUUACUUCUUCACCGUCGCUGCGGUCCUUACCAUGUCGAUCAUCUACAAGGGCUCGCCCUCGCUCAACCUUGACGAGCUUCCGACCGUCACUAUCGCCCUUGCCAUUGUCCUCACCGGCCUUGUCGUCGCCGUCCUUUCCAUCCUCUUCUGGCUGCCCUAUGUCUACUGCAAGGUUGUUCGCAAGGACUACACCCUUCGCAUCUGGCACUUCUUCUACGGCCCCCUCCUCUGGAAGCGCCAGCCCCCCGCCGACGCCGCCAACAUCGUUGCCGGCCACGUUCCCGACUACCGUGUCCGCGACCGCGACAACGCCAACGCUACGCUUCCCACCGACGCUGCUCAGGCCGACGCCAGCCGUGAGCUCACCCCUCAGGGCUCGCACGAGGGCGAGAAGGACGUUGAGUUCGACGCCGUCCCCCAGCAGCAGCAGCCUCGCACUGCUGCCCCUCUUGCCGAGGUCGAGGACGAGGACAAGAACACUACCCCCCAGAUCGAGGGUCUCUGGAUCCUUCCCCGCAACCUCUGGAUCAUUGUCCGCUACAAGCUCAUUGCUGGCCUUACCAAGGGUGUCAACUUUGACGUUCACGCCGCUCAGGCUGGCAAGAAGGGCAAGGAGGCCGAGCGCAUCGCCGCCAUGCACCAGCAGGUCGACCAGUAUGGCAACGAGACUGAGCACCUGUACUCGUUCCUCCAGGUCAUGACUGCUUGCACGAACUCGUUCGCCCACGGCGCCAACGACGUUGCCAACGCUGUCGGCCCCUUCUCCGCCAUCUACUACGUCUGGGCCAACGGUGUCGUCACCCCCAAGAACACCCCUACCCCCACUUGGAUUCUCGCUUUCGGUGGUGCCAUGAUCGUCAUCGGUCUUGCCACUUACGGCUACAACAUGAUGGCGGCGCUCGGCAACCGUCUGACGCUCAUGUCCCCUUCGCGCGGUUUCUCGAUGGAGUUUGGCGCGGCCAUCACCGUCCUCCUCGCCUCGCAGUACGGUAUCCCCGUCUCCACCACCAUGUGCAUCACCGGUGCCACCGCCGGUGUCGGUAUCAUUAGCGGCGGCUUCAAGGCUGUCAACUGGCGCGCAUUCGGCUGGAUUUUCCUCGGCUGGGUUCUUACGGUGCCCGUCGCCGGUACCGCCGCGGGCUGUCUCACCGGUCUGUUCAUCAACGCGCCCCACUGGUAA